UUGGCCACAUUAGUCCUACACUGUUGCAUUUGCAUUUGCCCCCACUGUCGAAAAAAAGCGAAGCGAAAAUAAAGCUGAGCGCAGAAAAUGCCAACCAAAUGGUAGGCUAAACUAACCAACACGAGUCGAAUCCCGAACCAGGCAAUCCAGCGAACAGAAGGAGCAGAACGAGGACCAGCAGGUGACCACCACUGGAAAAGCGGAGCGGUAUAGAGAAGCGCACUUGCAGUUUGCAGUUCGCAGUUGCAGUUGCAUUUUGCAUUCGCUGGCCGACAUGAACGAGGAAAUCGUGCAGCGUGAGCAGCGCGGCGGCGAAGAAUCCGCCUCCUCCGUCUCGCCCAAAAAAGCAGCGGCAGCAGCAGCGGCAGCGGCGGCGGCCUUGGAAUCCCAAAUGACGACGACAACGACCGCCAGCAGCAGCAGUAGCAGCAACAACCCUGCCCCCGCGCCCACCACCAGUGGAGCAGGUGCAUCUGCGUCUGGAUGUGGAGGGCAGGAGAAGCAGCAGCAGCAGCAGCAGCAGCAGCCCCAGCUGAAUGCCACCGAUAUGCGCGAGCUGCGCGAUAUCAAGCAACUGCUGUGGGGCGACAAUGUGCGCGAAGAUGUAUUCGAGCGUUGGUCUCAAGGAUUCGAGUUUAGUAAAGUGGAACCGUCGGCAUUGGUGCAGAAGCAGGGCGGUCCAUGUGCUGUGAUAGCGCCGGUGCAGGCGUACUUGCUUAAGAUAAUUAUCAUGGACAUGCCAGGCGUCAAGCUGUCGGAGAUUCCCCACGACAAAAGCCAAAACCUGCUGAUCCAGGCCCUGUGCAACAUCCUGAAGAACUGUCGGGCGCCACGCUACCGCAUUGUCCAUCUACUGCGCCGUCGUGGGAAUGCCACAGAGAGUGGUUUAACCAAAGAGCGCUCGCCGGCCGCCGAGGCAGGAACUGGACCGGCUGGUCAACUGCUGGACGGCGAGGAGGCAGCCGGCGGUGCAGUCGAACUAGCGGCUGAAGCAACGCCAGCCUCGGUCAACGAGUUGUCCCAGGACUUGCAGCAGGAGUUCGACAACGAUCCGCAUCGCGAAUUGUCACCGGAUGAGUUCCACGAGCGCUUGCACACGCUCCAUUUCGAGGAUAUCGCCUCCGUGGCUGUCUUCUAUAUGGAGAACUACGGCCAGCUGGCGCACACGUACGGCGUUCUGUUGUUCAUGUACUCGGUAUUCCUCACCAAGGGAUCGGAGCAGGUGGCCGCCGACAUAUCCGACACGUCGGAGCCGCUGAUACACAGCACCUACGGGUACGGCGGCCAGUCGCUGAUCAACCUGAUGCUAACCGGACGUGCGGUGGCCCAUGUCUGGGACAAUGAGCAGGAUGUCGGUGGUCUGAAGCUGCGCGGCAUCUGUGAGCAGAGUGACAUCGGUUUCAUAACGCUAAUGGAGCAGAUGCGCUACUGUACUGUGGGUUCCUUCUUCAAGAAUCCUCGCUUCCCCGUUUGGGUAAUGGGCUCCGAUACGCAUUUAACCGUUCUGUUCAGCAACGAAAAGAGGCUUGUCUCACCGGAGACGCCCUCGGAGAUUGGUCGUCGCAUCUUUAAAUCCUACGAUCCGGAGGGCAACAAUUUCAUAUCGACCACCAUGCUGCGCGAAGUCCUUGCCGCACUGAAUCUGGUCAGCGAGCCAGCCUAUGUGGCACUUAUGCAAAAGCGUUUGGAUCCGGAGAACUUGGGCAUCAUUCUGCUGAACGCCUUCAUGGACGAGUUCUUUCCGCUGGAGCGUCGCUCCACUCCGGAUACCUUCGAGCUGAUGCACUACAAUGGGAUACCGGGCUCCAAUGAAAACAAUAGGGUGCGUUACUAUUGCGGGUCGGCCAUUCUGCUAGAGGGAGAUCUGAAGUCGAUCUGCACCUCGAAUCCAAUGGUCACCUGCCUGCAGACCAAGUGGCCGAACAUCGAGAUCAACUGGCACGACGCCCAUAUGCCCUCCCUGAAUUGACGACGUCAAGGGGGCCAAGGAAAACCAAAAGGAAGAAAGGCGCACCCAGGAGCUACUGGGAUGGAGAAAUUACAGCUGUAGACGCAAAUGAAUGCGAUUGCACACUUUUAUUUGAAUCACCCUUCAAUUGUUUACUUUUAUUUAUUUGAGAAUGUUUAUGAAACUGCUGGAGUGGAACGCACGAACCAACCAACCAACCAACCAACUAACAAUCCUACAAGGAAGAGCCCGGCAGCUAAACACUAACAAAUGCGCUUUUGAAGAGAGCAGCAGCCAUGUUGAAGGAUCCACAGGAGAAUAGAAGAUUUACGCCAAGCGUUGACUCACACAAAACAUCAAAAAAAAAAAAAAAAACAACAAAUAUGAUGCAUAACUGUAUGCAACAUGGAAAAAAUGCAAAAAAAAAAAAAAAAAUAAGUGAAAAGGAGGGGAAAAGAAAAAGCAUACAUCUUAUAAGAAACUAAAAUUUAAUUUCAAGAAUUGUAAGUUUAAAUUUGCAUUGCAAAAACGAAACUCAACUAAAAAUACAGGCAACACAAAUAUACCUUUAUGAAUAAACUAAAACUAAAGAACAAA
Molecule: messenger RNA, 2545 nt
Organism: Drosophila ficusphila
Lineage: Eukaryota; Metazoa; Arthropoda; Insecta; Diptera; Drosophilidae
Product: ubiquitin carboxyl-terminal hydrolase MINDY-3 homolog
Exons: 6
Coding region: 275-1969 (564 amino acids)
Biological process (GO): protein K48-linked deubiquitination
Molecular function (GO): K48-linked deubiquitinase activity; calcium ion binding; cysteine-type deubiquitinase activity
Source: RefSeq, a predicted model, not a curated record